This is a messenger RNA of Girardinichthys multiradiatus, 1742 nucleotides long. It is a transcript of the gene ppp6c, whose product is annotated as protein phosphatase 6, catalytic subunit. Gene Ontology annotation, molecular function: protein serine/threonine phosphatase activity. Gene Ontology annotation, biological process: peptidyl-serine dephosphorylation; G1/S transition of mitotic cell cycle. The transcript has 7 exons. Gene Ontology annotation, cellular component: cytoplasm. NCBI's taxonomy places the organism in Eukaryota, Metazoa, Chordata, Actinopteri, Cyprinodontiformes, Goodeidae. The coding region runs from base 110 to 1027 and encodes 305 amino acids. The record is from RefSeq and is a predicted model, not a curated record.
UGUCCCUGAAGAAGAAUCCGGGCCGGAAAGAGAAGCGGAACUAGUUAGCAGGAAGGCUAAUCACCUUUAGCCGGUUUUAUUUUCAAAUUUUAUAACUUCCUGGUUGAUUAUGGCUCCUUUAGAUCUCGAUAAAUACGUUGACAUUGCGAAACACUGCAAAUAUUUACCAGAGAACGACUUAAAGAGAUUAUGUGAUUAUGUUAGUGAUCUGCUGCUGGAAGAAUCGAAUGUUCAGCCUGUAGCCACUCCAGUUACAGUCUGUGGAGAUAUUCAUGGUCAGUUUUAUGAUCUAUGUGAACUCUUCAGAACCGGAGGCCAGGUUCCAGACACAAACUACAUUUUCAUGGGGGAUUUUGUGGACCGAGGAUAUUAUAGUUUGGAGACGUUUACGUAUCUCCUAGCUUUAAAAGCCAAGUGGCCGGAUCGCAUCACUCUGCUGCGAGGAAACCACGAGAGCAGACAGAUAACGCAGGUGUAUGGAUUUUAUGAUGAAUGUCAAACAAAGUAUGGGAAUGCCAAUGCUUGGAGAUACUGCACCAAAGUGUUUGACAUGCUGACCGUGGCUGCUCUGAUAGACGAGCAGAUCCUCUGUGUCCAUGGGGGUCUUUCACCGGACAUCAAGACUUUGGACCAGAUCCGAACCAUCGAACGCAACCAGGAGAUUCCCCACAAGGGGGCUUUCUGUGACUUGGUUUGGUCCGACCCCGAGGACGUGGACACCUGGGCCAUUAGUCCCCGCGGGGCCGGCUGGCUGUUCGGCUCCAAGGUCACCAACGAGUUCGUUCACAUCAACAACCUGAAGCUGAUCUGCCGUGCUCACCAGCUGGUGCACGAGGGCUACAAGUUCAUGUUCGACGAGAAGCUGGUGACCGUGUGGUCGGCGCCGAACUACUGCUACCGCUGCGGGAACAUCGCCUCCAUCAUGGUCUUCAAAGACGUCAACAGAAGGGAGCCCAAGCUGUUCCGAGCUGUGCCGGACUCUGAGCGGGUCAUUCCUCCUCGGACAACCACUCCUUACUUCCUGUAAGGUUCAGAGCCUCUGCUUUAGAGGGUAUUAAUCAGCAUCACUCAGAACAUGAUCCAGAGCAGGAGGAGCCGGUCGGAACCAAACUCCACGGCUCGGUUAUUUAAAGUUGACCAGUUUGAAACGAGCAGAGAUGCUGAAUGUGAAGCAGAAGGUUGAACUGGUGGGCUGUAUUGGUCUCAUGAGUUAGCGUGAUGAUUUCCCAGCUGCAAGUGAACACCUCAGAUCCACUCUGUACUGUAUCAGCCUCUGAGCCCAUCCUGCAACAUUCUGCCUUAAACGUUUUUAAUUUUCUUUAAUUUAUUCAUCUUAAUAUCAUGCACACACUGUUUAAUGUUCUCAGACUGGUGUUUAAUUGUCCUCUGUGUGUCUGAAAUGGGAUGAACUGGUUCCUUAACGAACGUGUUUUUUUCACUCUGUUAUCAGCAGAGAUGCACCGAUUGCUGCCUUUAGGCCGAUCUCUAAGAACUUUCUGUCGACACACAAUAGAUGGUUUUUGUAAAACAGGAUCAGUAGAACUAUAACGAGGGUUCUGGUGUGUUUACAGACCAUAACAGAUUGGUUCUGAGUGCCUGAUCUACAGAUCAAGUUCACCAAUCGGUGCGUCCCUGGUUAUCUGUGGCAUUAUGUCUGUGCCAAUGUUUACUCUAACUGCUCUGCACAGCAGCUGUUUGCAGAUGUUUACCUGUCCUGUAAUUUGAAUAAAAAUUCAGUCACA